AAGUUGUAAAUGCUCCAACACUGGAAAUAUUUAAGAAAACGUUGGAUAACCAUUUGUCUGAAAUGGUUUAGGGUUUCCUGCCUUGGCAGGGAGUUGGACUAGAAGACCUCCAAGGUCUCUUCCAACUCUGUUGUUCUUGUUGUUGUUGUUAUUAUUAUUAGGUCCCUUCCAACUUUGUUAUUCUGUUAACAUAAUAAAAAAAAAUAAUGAUCUUGCAACCGCCUUAGGUACAGAGGAACAACCUGGUUUUCAGCUUUAUGUCGCUAGAUGGCGCACUAUAGAUAAAGCAACGCCCGCGCUAGACGACUGUCACAGCAAAUAUAGAGCAUCGGUAACGGACGCCGAAGGAGUUGAAACAUUCGAAUAUUAGAUUGCUAGAGAGGACUUGGAGGAGUACAGCAGAGGAACUUCCUUUUCCGGCUCUCCGCUGAGAAAAUCGAGGCGUGGAGGGCGGCUCUCCCGGUCUUCCCAGGGUCGAAGUAGCGGCUGAAAGAAAAAGAGGAUGCCAAUAAGAGCACUCCAGACAACUGAGAAUAACAAGCAACUUUGAAGAAGGAAGCAAAUCAAUCCAGAAAUCAAAAUAUUUUCCAUUUCCUUUGGAAAAAUAUACAAUUAUUCUCCUUCUCCAGAAGGUGAUCGACAAAAGAGAGAAAAUCAAGAGAGAUUUCAAGCUGGAAUAAAUAGAGUACAAGGAACAGAAGGAAGCAUUACAUGAAAAGUCAAGGGAGAUUAUUAUUCCAUUUAGAAAAAAAGUGAAAUAUCUGGAAGUCAGUGGGGAGGAAAAGGUCAAUUGGGAAGCCACAUAGGGCAGACAGUAAUGGAGGCUUUACCCUGUGAGGAAGAAAACAGUAGCUGUAAUCAAAGCAACAAGGAUCAAAUCCAACAAGGAUCACGCAUAUUUUUGACCUCUUCAAGAAUAUCAGUAUUGAAAAAGGUGCACAGAUCUGCCUAUUAUGGGAAAAGAACAGAUUGCAAAUCAGAGCUCAUUGUGGACAACACGAUCGACUCUGGAGAACAACCAUACAAUUUAUCUGAAUGUGAUAAAAUAUUUGGUCAGAACAGCUCCCUUGUGGAUCAUGGAAGGACCCACACAGGAGAGAUGCCCUACAAGUGCUCUGAAUGUGGUAAAUGCUUUAGCGAAAAUGGCAAAUUGGAGAUGCAUCAGAAGAUUCACAUCAGGGAGAAACUCUAUGACUGUCCUAUUUGUGGGAAAAGUUUUAUGGCGAAUUCCCACCUAGUGAUACACCAGAAGACUCACAUUGGAGAGAAACCCUUUGAAUGUCCUGAUUGUGGGAAACAUUUCAGUCAGAAAUCUAGCAUGAUGAAACACCAGAGGACUCACACAGAAGAGAAACCAUUUGAAUACCCUGGUUGUAGUAAAAGUUUUGAUCCAAAUUCCCACCUGGUGAUAUACCACAGGACGUACACAGGAAAGAAAUCAUAUGUGUGUCCUGAUUGUGGGAAAAGUUUUACAGCAAAUUCCCACCUGGUGAUACACCAGAGGACUCACACAGGAGAGAAACCUUUUGAAUGUCCUGUUUGUGGGAAACGUUUCAGACAGAAAUAUAGCAUGAUGAAACACCAGAGGAUUCACACAGAAGAGAAACCAUUUGAAUACCCUGAUUGUAGUAAAAGUUUUGAUCCAAAUUCCCACCUGAUGAUACACCGCAGGCCAUACACAGGAAAGAAAUCAUACAUUUGUCCUGAUUGUGGGAAAGGAUUCAUUGCAAAUUCCCACCUGGUGAUACACCAGAGGACUCACACAGGAGAGAAACCUUUUGCAUGUGCUGAUUGUGGGAAACGUUUCAGUCAGAAUUCCAGCCUGUUGAAACACCAAAGGACUCACACGGGAGAGAAACCAUUUGAAUGUCCUGAUUGUGGAAAAAGUUUCAGUUUGAAUUCCAAUCUGGUAAUACACCAGAGGAUUCACACAGGAGAGAAACCCUUUGAAUGUCCUGAUUGUGGGAAAAGUUUCAGUCAGAAUUCCCAUUUGGUGAUUCACCAGAGGACUCACACAGGAGAAAAACCAUAUGAAUGUCUUGAUUGUGGGAAAUGUUUCAGUAAGAAUUCCAACCUGGUGAAACACCAGAGGAUUCACACAAGAGAGAAACCUUUUGAAUGUUCAGAUUGUGAAAAAAGUUUCAGUCUGAAUUCCGACCUGGUGAUACACCAGAGGAUUCACAGAGGAGAAAAACCCUACGAAUGUCCAGAGUGUGGGAAAACUUUCAGUUACCGUUCUGAUCUGAUGAAACACCAGAGGACUCACACAGGAGAAAAACCGUAUGAGUGUCUAGAGUGUGGUAAAUGUUUCAGUUACAGUUCUGACCUGGUGAAACACCAAAGGACACACACAGGAGAGAAACCCUUUGAAUGUCCCGAUUGUGGGAAAACUUUCAGUCAAAAUUCCAACCUGGUGAAACAUCAGAGGACUCACACAGGAGAGAAACCCUUUGAAUGUCAUGAUUGUGGAAAAACUUUCAGUCUGAAUUUCAACCUGGUGAAACACCAGAGGACUCACACAGGAGAUAAGCCGUAUGAAUGCCCGGAUUGUGGAAAAAGCUUCAGUCACUGUUCUGACCUGGCAAUACACCAGAGGAGUCACACAGGAGAGAAACCCUUUGAAUGUCCUGAUUGUGGCAAAGGUUUCAGUCAGAAUUCCAACCUGGUGAGACACCAGAGGAUUCACACAGGAGAGAAACCCUUUGAAUGUCCUGAUUGUGGAAAACUUUUCAGUCAGAAUUCCAGCCUGGUGAUUCACCAGAGGACACACACAGGAGAGAAACCGUAUGAAUGUCCGGAUUGUGGGAAAGAUUUUAGUAGUAGGUCUAGUCUUCUAAGUCAUGUAGGUUUACACACAGGGGAGAAACCUUUCAGAUGUCCAGUCUGUGGACGGUACUUCAGGCAUAAAUCGUCCUUUAUUGCACACAAGGAAAUCCAUAUGAGGCAAACAUUGAUGAAUUUAGAAAAGGCUUAAAUUUCAUUUCUGAUUUCCAAUUGGGAGUAUAGGUAGUAAAUUGACUAUUUGAAUUCUGGCCUAAUUCCUUUUAGUCAACAUCUCUUAGGAUUAGAUAGAGGAAAAAAACUGAAAAUUUUACUUUCAUAAAAGCUAACUCCUGUUUCACUUUUCAGCAAAAGUACUGUUAUGAUUCCUUUUGCAGAAGUUGUGGAAUUCCUCAAAAAGGGUUUUCCGUAAUGUUUUAUUGUAUACUGAUUUUGGAAUUUCCACAUGUCAAAUUUCAGCCUUCUUUCUUGGUGUCCUACAUAUUUUGAGCCCCACAAUUCCCAAGCCAGCAUAGAAUUAGUCCUAGACAUAUAAAUGUAAUUGGAGCUGCCAAUUAUGGUAGCAUUUUGCAAUGGUUGUUAAGCAAGAGUGCUUUGGUUAAUUACUCAAGUCCCUGAUCUCCGUGAUGCAGCCAUUAAACAAAUGUGCAAGUUGCUAAGCAGAACACUGGCUACCUCAGGGUUGUGGGAACUUCUUCGAGGUCUGCCUUACCCUCAGAGACACCCUGUGCUCCGAUUCCCAACUCUUGGUCACCUCCAUGCUUUUUCCACCCUAAAAGGCUCCCACCAGGUCUUUCCUUCCCCCACUGUCCCCUCUCAGGCAUUUUCCCAUUUCCUCUGGCUCCCUGAAGGCCUUAGGCCAUUCCACACAAAUGGCUGUCCAAUCUCCUCUUAAAAAUCUCCACUGGAGGCAAGGCGUUCCACUGAUUAACUGUUCUCACUGUCAGGCAGUUUCUCCUUAAUUCUAGGUUGUUGUUUUUUUUAUUUGCAUUUAUAUCCCGCCCUUCUCCGAAGACUCAGGGCAGCUUACACUAUGUCAAGCAAUAGUCUUCAUCCAUUUGUAUAUUAUAUACAAAGUCAACUUUUAUUGCCCCCAACAAUCUGGGUCCUCAUUUUACCUACCUUAUAAAGGAUGGAAGGCUGAGUCAACCUUGGGCCUGGUGGGACUAGAACCUGCAGUAAUUGCAAGCAGCUGCUGUUAAUAACAGACUGCAUUAGCCUGUUGAGCCACCAGAGGCCCUUAAUUCUAGGUUGGGUCUCUUUGAUAAAUCUCCCUCUGUUAACUUAUUGUCCAUCUCUCGGGUGCUUUAGAGAAUAGAUAGACCCCCCCCUCUUUUCUGUGUCAUCCAUUCAAAUAUUGAAAGACUACUAAUCACCCUUAUAGCCCUUCUCUGUAGUAGAUUAGACAUAUCCAGUUCCUGCAGCUGUUCCAUCUUGUUUUACCGCCCACCCCACAGUCAUCUUUGUUGCUCUUCUCUGCUCUGUUUUUAGAGCCUCAACAUCUUUUCUGUAUCAUGGUGCCCAAACAUGGAUGCAAUAUUCCAAGUGUAGUCUUACCAGUGCAAUAUAAUGCAGUACGGACACUUCAUGUGAUAUUGAUACCAUCCCACUGUUGAUGCAGGUUAGGGCCGCAUUGGCUUUUUCUGCAGCUGCAGCCACACUGCUGUCUCAUAUUUAGGUAGUUGUCCAUUAGGACUCAUAGAUCCCUCUCAGUUACUGCUGUUGAGCGAGGUCAAAGUCAAGGUCCUUUUUUAAAACUGGAGAGCUAUAUGGGAGCCAAAUAUUCAUCUGAAUGUUCAUACUUUCUUUUUCCUGUAUUCUAUGCCAAGGAACUUUUUAAAGUUAUUUUUAAUUCAGUGCUUCAUUCUGUGGGAACAUUUGUAGGGAAUGCCCUUGGCUUAUUAAAACUUACUAAGCAGUUUUACAUUAAAAAUGAUUGAUCCGAA
Ahaetulla prasina is the source of this 4727-nucleotide messenger RNA. Its product is annotated as zinc finger protein 883-like. Gene Ontology annotation, biological process: regulation of transcription by RNA polymerase II; central nervous system development. Lineage: Eukaryota; Metazoa; Chordata; Lepidosauria; Squamata; Colubridae. Gene Ontology annotation, molecular function: DNA-binding transcription factor activity, RNA polymerase II-specific; RNA polymerase II cis-regulatory region sequence-specific DNA binding. The transcript has 2 exons. Gene Ontology annotation, cellular component: nucleus. The record is from RefSeq and is a predicted model, not a curated record. Bases 818 to 2974 code for a protein of 718 amino acids.